AUGGAUUGGAAAAAAUUAUUCAAGUUCUCCGAAUCGCAAGACCUUGAAUAUUUUCCCCCAAAUGUUCGAGAUGGAACCCCGUUCGUUCUUCCCUCUCCAGAGAUUAUUGAAGCUGGAAUUUCCGAAUGGAGAUUGUCGUUGGUGGGUCAGUUCCUUGGAGCCACACCAAGCUUCGCUUCUCUGCAAAGAAUCGUUGACAGCUUAUGGAGUAAAACCUUAGGGGGUUCGCGGGUCCAAGUUAGUUAUGCUGGUAAUAAUUUAUUUAUCUUCUCGUUUGAUAGUGAAUCGGCUAGGGAUUGGGUGCUUGUUAAUGGGCCAUGGCAUGUUCAGAACAAAACCCUGAUCCUUAGAAAGUGGGAACCAAGCUUUAAAUCCUUUAGUUUCAACUUAACAAAGAUCCUUGUUUGGGUUCAUCUGUUUAAUGUUCCCUUAGAACUUUUCUCCCGAGUUGGCCUUAGUUACAUAGCUAGUGCCAUUGGCAUCCCUCUCUCAAUGGACAAUAUAAUUGCUUUAAAAUCUAGGCUAGAGUUUGCUAAAGUCUAUGUUGAAAUCGGGGUUAAUGAUACCAUACCAAAGUUUAUAGAUGUUGCUAUCAAAGAUGGUCAAAAAACCUCGAUUUACGUUGAGGUUCCAUGGCUGCCACCUUCAUGCAAGAAGUGUAAAGUGUUCGGGCAUAAUGAAAAAGGAUACCAACACAAGCCCAAUGCUACCCCUGCUGUUGCUCAAGUCUGGAAAAAGAAGGGAGAAACUGUUGCUAAUUCGGCUGUUAUUCUUGUUGGAGGAGUCGAAACUCUUCAAGAACCAGCUUGUAAUGAUGGUAUUGAAGCUAAAGAUAAUAUUCAGUAA
Hibiscus syriacus is the source of this 846-nucleotide messenger RNA. RefSeq lists its product as uncharacterized. The coding region runs from base 1 to 846 and encodes 281 amino acids. The transcript has a single exon. NCBI's taxonomy places the organism in Eukaryota, Viridiplantae, Streptophyta, Magnoliopsida, Malvales, Malvaceae. The record is from RefSeq and is a predicted model, not a curated record.